Messenger RNA from Paralichthys olivaceus (Japanese flounder), 2394 nucleotides. The record is from RefSeq and is a predicted model, not a curated record. NCBI's taxonomy places the organism in Eukaryota, Metazoa, Chordata, Actinopteri, Pleuronectiformes, Paralichthyidae.
AUGACUCGAGAAAAGCUCCUUAACCUGCUGACUCUGGGUCAAGUGGCCACUAGCAUAUGCUGCGGCCGCCUUUGUGCGCACAGUGUGCCAACAGUUCCAGUGAAGAACCUAAAUGGAUCUAGCCCUGUGCACCCUGCUCUGGCAGGCAUCACAGGCAUCCUGAUGAGCGCAGCAGGGCUUCCCGUCUGCCUGACCCGCCCGCCCAAGCUGGUGCUUCAUCCUCCACCCGUCAGCAAGAGCGACAUCAAGCCUGUGCCCGGUCUGGGCCACUGCUGCCGCAAGACCACCAAGAAGCAGGCCCGUAAAGGCAAGACCCCUGAGGAGGUGGUGAAGCGGUACCUUCAGAAAGUUCGUAAUCCUCCAGAAGAGGACUGCACCAUCUGCAUGGAGGCCCUGGCAGGACCGUCAGGCUAUAAGGGCCCCGGUGUGGGCGGCAUCUCCCGGGCUGAAUCGGUGGGCCGUCUUGCACAGUGUGGCCACCAGUACCACCUCCAGUGCCUCGUCGCCAUGUACAACAAUGGCAACAAGGACGGCAGCCUGCAGUGCCCCACCUGCAAAACCAUUUACGGAGUCAAGACUGGCAACCAGCCCCCGGGCAAGAUGGAGUACCACGUCAUCCCACACUCACUGCCCGGCCACCCGGACUGUAAAACCAUCCGGAUCAUUUACAACAUCCCUCCUGGCAUCCAGGGCCCAGAGCAUCCAAAUCCCGGCAAACCCUUCACUGCCCGUGGGUUCCCCAGACACUGCUACCUCCCCGACAGUGAGAAGGGACGCAAGGUUCUGAGGCUGCUCCUGGUAGCGUGGGACCGCCGGCUCAUCUUCUCCGUCGGGACGUCCAGCACCACCGGUGAGUCUGACACAGUCAUCUGGAACGAGGUGCACCACAAGACGGAGUUUGGUUCCAACCUGACUGGCCACGGCUACCCUGACCCCGGCCACUUGGACAACGUCCUGGAGGAGCUGAAGGCUCAGGGCAUCACAGAGGAGGAGUGUCUACCCAGAGACUGAGCAGAGACACUCAAGACACAAGACACCAGACCGGAGUCUGUAAACUGCACGACGCCGGAAACGGGAUCUGGAGUUGGACAUUUUCAAAAUCUAUAAAAGACUAACUUUUACCACUACAGUUUAAAAAAACAAAACUCUUCACUGGAACUUUGCAGAUGUAGUUCCAGAAGAAUUCGCUGAGAUGAAAACUUCUCCUAUGACUGCAUGAGUCAGUUUGGAAACAUGGGGAAUCAUUGUCGUCCCUGAUGCAGUAACGGUGUCAGGAUCACAGAUGUUAUCCAGUGAGACAUUCGAGAAAAAAAAUCAUUUCUACUGUGAGACUUCUUAUCAAGAAUGUAACUAAGUCAAUUUCGCUGAAAUGGAGUGUUUAUCACUGCGACUGCUGCUAUGUGGAAUUGAAGGAGGUUAAAAUGAAGUCAAAAGUUGGGUCCGUAUGUUUUUAAAGUGUUAGUCCACAAGCAGAAAUAACUUUUCACAGCAGAUAAAUACUUCAUGUGUAUAACUGGAUAUCUGAGCAUGGAUAUUUGCUGACCUCUAGUGGUACUUUUCCAGAACGACAUUCCUUUUUAGGUUUAAUUUUUAACCUCUUAUUAUUGUAUAUUAUGAAUACUUGAUAUAUUAUAUUAUAUUGUUUCCAUUCUGUCAUAUUUUUAUAUUUUAAUCUUACCGUUUUUUUUAUAUGGUGUGUUUCAUUGCUUUGUUUUUGGGUGUGGCGAGACAGACUGGUGUACCUGAGUUUGCCUGACACUUAAUUUGCCAUUUACCAGCCCCCUUUCUUUUAAAAAACAAAACAAAAACAGUAAUUUACAGUAUUUUCUAUUUUGUAGUUUCACAAACUGACAUUCCUUAAUUGUUUUGCCCUCCGAGCAUGGGUGAGAUGAAUAGCUUUCUGUGUCUUUUAAUAGCUGCAUUAAUGUUAGGGACUGAUCGGAGGAGUAAAUACCCACAAUGCCAGGAUUGAACCUUCCGCCUGAGCUCAGAUUUGCACAGAGAGGACACGGGACAACUUGUAACUACUGUACUUAUGUGUAAGACACACACACCAGCCUCAAUUGCUCUUAUCAAACUACAAAAUGCGGCCAAUUAGUUGUUUUCGUCAUGUUUGGUGUUCGCCUGCAUGAGCAGGUGCAAAAGACUAUCUCUUGUUGUGGGAGCAGCUUUGGACAAAGUGGUCCAGUCAGUUUGCAUCCGGUCCAUCGCAGACCGGUUUAUGAUGAAGUACAAUGGACAAGAUGUACAACAGUAUUUGUUGACAUACUAACGUAGGCCAACAUUAAAAGCAUUUAUACUUUAUGAUACGUUACGUAUGCACUGUACUGUAUGUAUGUGUUUUAUGUGCACAAAUUUGCAUUAAACGUUUUUCUAAGGUUCCAACGUAUCAGA